UAGCGGGAAUACAAUUUCCUGAUCUUUCACAACACCGGGAAAUAAAUUAUAAACGUGCGAUAAGCCUUACCUCAAGUUCCGAAAUAGCUAAAAUCAAGUUUCCUUCGGCCGGUUGUGUGAUGUAGUUGCCGCGAGCAACGAGAAACAAUCUCAUACCCAAACGGUAAUUUUUGUUCAUCCCCAAAAAAAAAAAAUUGCGAAAAAAACCCUAAAAAAAGUAGUAGUGUUUUGUGAGUGUAACGUAGUGAUUUAAGCAGAAUCCGUUUAAGUGUAUUUGUUUAGUUGUAAUAAAGUUAAGAAGAAAACCGACAUGAAUAACAUCCCGCCGCAAGGAGUCAUGUUUCCCAUGGGAUCCCUUUACGUGGGCGAUUUGCACCAGGACGUCACCGAGGGCAUGCUUUACGAGAAGUUUUCUACCGCCGGACAGGUUCUUUCACUACGCAUAUGUCGCGACGCAAGAACCAAACAAUCCCUAGGCUAUGGCUACGUGAAUUUCAAUAGUCCGGAGGACGCGGAAAGGGCCUUGGACACGAUGAACUUUGACCCCUUGAAGGGUAAACCGAUUAGGAUCAUGUGGUGUCAGCGCGACCCCUCCUUAAGAAAAUCUGGCAUCGGAAACGUCUUCAUUAAAAACCUGGAUAAGAACAUCGAUAAUAAAGCGAUGUACGACACGUUUUCCGCUUUUGGUAACAUUUUGAGCUGCAAGGUGGCAUUGGACGAGGCGGGUUAUUCCAAGGGUUACGGAUUUGUGCACUUUGAAUCGGAAGAAAUUGCCAAUCGCGCUAUCGAGAAGGUAAACGGCAUGUUACUGAAUGAAAAAACGGUGUAUGUAGGCAAGUUUGUGCCGCGGAUUGAACGGGAAAAGGCUUUGGGGGAGAAGGCGAAGCAAUUCACUAAUAUUUACGUGAAAAACUUUGGGCAGCUGAUGUCGGACGAGCAGUUUUUCGAGAUCUUUUCCAAGUUUGGUAAGGUGACCAGCAGCAUGGUGGCGAGGCAUCCGGAUAAAAGCAGCAAAGGUUUCGGGUUCGUCGCCUAUGAAGACCCGAAGGCUGCCGAGAAAGCCGUACAGGAGAUGAACGGGAGCGAAUUUGAAGGGCGCACCCUGUACGUGGGCAGGGCCCAAAAGAAGGCCGAACGAAUGAACGAGCUGAGGAAGAAAUAUGAGCAGCAACGGAUGGAGAGAUUUAGCAAGUUUCAAGGGGUGAAUGUCUACAUUAAGAACUUGGACGAUUCUUUUACCGAUGAGAGGUUGAAGUCUGAGUUUGAAUGUUUUGGGAAUAUUACUUCCGCUAAGGUGAUGACCGAGAACGGACGGUCGCGUGGCUUUGGUUUUGUUUGCUUUUCAGCCCCCGAUGAAGCGAACAAAGCGAUACACGAGAUGAAUGGAAAAAUUGUUGGUUCUAAGCCGUUGUAUGUUGCUUUGGCCCAGAGGAAGGAGGCUAGGAGGGCCCUGCUUACUAGUCAGUAUGUCGCUAGGGCCCAGGCAGCUAGACAACAAGGUUUACAGUUUGCUGGCGGUCCGCCAUUUCUUAUACCCGCCGUGGCUCAGACGCCCCGCAUUUACGGCCCCACGCCGGCAUUGAGACCCGCGCCCCGUUGGCCCGCUUUGCAAACGAUGCCACGCCCGAACGGCGCUUUCGGGUUACCGCUGCUCGGUACCGCUUACAGGGCUCCGGCCAGACCGGCACCGAUUAGACAACACGCCCGCCCAAUCACAGGUGUGUCCGGACCGACAGCCCGUCCGAAUUCAAAGUAUACGACCAGACACGGCCCGGAUUCACCCAUGCCGGACUCGAGGAUGGUGCACGCCGCGCCCCAAGAACAAAAACAGUUAUUAGGGGAGCAGCUCUUUAGGAUCGUGGAAAAAUUGCAUCCGGAGAUGGCGGGUAAAAUCACGGGGAUGUUGCUGGAAAUUGACAAUUCCGAGUUGUUGCAUAUGAUUAAGAAUCAGGAGUCGCUCCGUGCCAAGGUUGAAGAGGCGAUAGCGGUGUUGGAAGCCCACAAAGCGAACAAAAAAGGAAUGGUCAUUCAGGAUUAAAGGGGAACCCGCUGGGAACAUUUUAUUUGAUGCCGUCCAUCUGUGUUUUUUUUUUUGUUUGCUGUUUUGUUGCGGAUGUUAUAUCAUUAAUUUAUAAGGAUUUUCGUUUUUUAGAAUUAUUACAAUGUUAUCUUUUUUAUUUGGAUGACAAAAAGGUCUUUUUUUGUUGUUGUUUAUAGAAACAAAUGUAAGCCUUUGCUCAAUAAAUUUUAUAUCCACUUUAAUAA
Molecule: messenger RNA, 2265 nt
Organism: Anthonomus grandis grandis
Lineage: Eukaryota; Metazoa; Arthropoda; Insecta; Coleoptera; Curculionidae
Product: polyadenylate-binding protein 4-like
Exons: 8
Coding region: 311-2038 (575 amino acids)
Cellular component (GO): cytosol; nucleus; ribonucleoprotein complex
Molecular function (GO): poly(U) RNA binding; mRNA 3'-UTR binding; poly(A) binding
Source: RefSeq, a predicted model, not a curated record